This is a messenger RNA of Rhodofomes roseus, 1729 nucleotides long. RefSeq lists its product as uncharacterized. The record is from RefSeq and is a predicted model, not a curated record. Lineage: Eukaryota; Fungi; Basidiomycota; Agaricomycetes; Polyporales; Fomitopsidaceae. The coding region runs from base 260 to 1570 and encodes 436 amino acids. The transcript is spliced from 3 exons.
GCGGCGAGUGUGACAUCAAUCACGUGCCGUGACGUCCCGCGAAUGCACUGGCAGCUGAGCGCGCGCGAUUCAGCUCUUUGUCCUCUGCUCGCUCAUCUUCUACUUUCGCCAUCGAGUUAAUUCUACUACACAUUCUCUGCUGCGGAAGGGACAUACGACACUGGAAAGAGGAGUUUGGACCGAGAGCAGACUAGACACCAACGAUCGUCACGGUCCUAGCGCUUUGAGUGGGACGCUGAGGCCGAGGGAUGUUCCGCAGAUGACUGCGAAUCAGAGCCGCGUAAUGGAACUGGAAGAAAAGAUCAGGAAAUUCGGUUACGUCAACGAUGAUCUUCGCAGCCAACUUUUCACGGUAUCCCAGCGACCCAACCAUCUCGCGGAAAGCAUGGGGUUCAGCACUGCUGAGGAACUACAAGCUGCCAUUGCCCGACGACCGCACGCAUUCAACAAGAAAUCGAUAGAGGAGGCGGGUCGUAUCAUUGAUGAGCUCGAGGCACGGGUUGUCGACCACAUCCGUAUCGAGAAGGCCGCUCAAGAAGGACUGGCGGAUGCUGCACAGGAGAUUGAUCGAAUGACCGGGGAGAACUCCCGGCUACUUCGGCAUCUGGAGGAGGUGAUUCAGGAGAAGGACGAACUGGCGAAACACGUGGAGGAGCUCGAACGCGAGUCGGGGAGACGACAUCCACAAGGUGUGUAUAACACAGGACUUCCGACUCCGGCAACUACUACAAAGAAGCGCACACUGCCCUCCGCGGACGCCACUCCACACAAUGCAGCGAGCUCGACGCCGCACAGGCCUGAAGCGGCGCCCGGGAUGCUCACGGUGACGCCUGCUACGCCGAGUCUGCCCCCUCUCACGCUCUCCGCCGACACCCAGACAGACACGACGAUCCUCCGCGCAGAACUACGCGCUCUACACGCACAGUACGAGGCCCUGCGCCUGGUGAAGGACCGCGCGGAGAAUAAGUACCGUGAGGACUAUCUGAAGUGGCGCGGCUUCAAGCGGUGGAUGUUCGACGAGAGCAAGGCGACACUCUCGGACGUCAUGGUCGACGGUCGCACGCCGAACCUCAAGCACGUCGUGAAGGUCCGGAAGCGAUACAUGAAGACGGGUCCGCAGACGGACUCGCCUGGGCUCGGGACGGAGGACGCGCGGGCGGAGGAAGUGCGUGAGGCGGUGAAGAACAACGCGGAAGUAAGGGAGAUGGUCGCGGCGCUGCCUGAUGAGUUUGAGCAGGGGAUGUCGACGGCACCGCAGAGCUCGCUUACGGCGCGGUUGUUGGAGGCGAGGCGUCCACAUCCACCAGAUACUCCGCCUGUGCAAGAUUUGUCAGUGUCGCCGAAGCGAGGCGGAGGCGAGUCUGUUGCGUCCACCUCCGUUUCGCAAGGAAAGAAACGGGCUAUUGAAGAGACGACGGAAACCAUCGUGUCCGCCGCUGUUAGCUCUCCGCUGACACCUCGGAGGAAACGACAAAGGUACGACGACUCGUCAGAGACCGAAGAGGAAUCUCAGGGUGAGUAUCAUGUACACACCAUCCAUCUCCAUCCGCUUACUAUUAUCAAUGCCUAGCGCUUCCACCGGUGCUGGGUACGCAGCCCGGGGUACACCGUCUUGUGCCCAUGCCGGAUGGAACGUACGUCCGCCGGGGUUACGGACCGUACCCAACAGACGCAGCACAGAACACGAGCGCUGCUGUCCCUCAGUCACCGGCCACCCCACGUAAGCCCA